GGUCCACCCAGAAGGACUCCUCUUUUUAGUCGGUCCAUUGUUCAAAAAAAAAGGAGUGAAAGGAGGACCGAUCUUCCACAGAGGACCGCAUUUAUCAGCCGGUCAUACAGGAGGACCGAUUUCUUGCUCAGGGGCCACUAUCUCCCGUUGGUCUGCCUUUUUCGUCAAGUAAAGGUUUCCAACUGUUACUAUGGGCAAAAAUCGGUCCAAGAGGAACAAAAUUGCUGCUAAGGCGCGAACCAACUUGGAAGGGAAAGAGAAGCUUUCAUCUGAGGAUCUCAGACACCAAAUAACUCUCUCCCAAUCCAGGCGUGAAACACAAGACAAAUCUGGUGAACGUAGUUUCCACUCUAAAGCCCCUAAGAGUUCUCAUCCAAAGGAUUCCCAGGCAGCAGCAGAAAAAUUCGACGCCAACUCCCCCAUAGUCCGAAAGUUGAUCGGGUGGCUCAACAAGGAAGGAGAGGCCCGGUCCCAAGGGACCGGGAGAGAAACAGGUCAAGGAGAGGAUGAGGAGGUGGAAAGUCAAGGGCGCAUAUCAGUACAUAAGAGGAUGCGCAAAAAUGCGUCCCAAAGGUUGGGACCCAGGACUGAGGAAUCUGGAGAAAAUUCUGGGGGGCACGACAAUGAAGAUGCCGAAGACAUCCUCAAAUUGAGAAAAGAAAUGGAGGAACUAAAGAGGCAGGUUGACAAGGACGGGUCUUUUGGGCCCACAGUAGAGAUAAUUUCUCCCCUUACUGCCAGAGUGAUGAAAGCUCAACUGCCCGGGGGUAUGAAAGCCCCUGAAAUCCGUUAUAAGGGAGUCACCGAUCCCAAUGAUCACUUGGCUGCGUACCAAACUCACAUGUUGAUGCACGCCGUGGAGGACGAGAUCCAAUGUCGCCUCUUCGUAGGAACCUUGGAAGGGCCGGCCGUAAAAUGGUUCCUCACUCUUCCUAAUGGGACCAUUGAUUGCUUCAAAGAUCUUGCUCAACUUUUCCUCAACGCCUAUGGAGGAAGGUUCCAGCCAAAAAAGCACUUCACCCAUCUUUUCUCCCUAAAGCAAAAGGAGGGAGAGACCAACAGUGAAUUGGUACAAAGAUGGAAUGAAGCAAUCAAUGAGGUGGAGCCUAUGGACGAUAAGACUUCCAUUGCUCUGUUCAUGAAUGUUCUCAGUGAGUUCGGUCCUCUUGAGGGAAGAAGAAGGAGUCCAAAAGCCAGUUUAUUACACGAGCAGGGCCUUAAGAGGACCGGAAAAAGGUACACUCCCUUGGAAAAAUGUGUUUUGGCGGUGGUGGUAACUGUCAAGAGGUUAACUCCCUAUUUCCAAGCUCACCCAGUGAGAAUCAUGACGGACCAGCCUUUGGGAGCAGUUUUGAGGGACCCAUCUUCUUCAGGAAAGGUCAUUAAGUGGGCCAUGGUCCUCUCUCAAUAUGAUAUUUCUUACCAGCCCCGUUCUGGCAAGAAGGGCCAGGUCAUUGCAGAUUUUAUGGUGGAGUGCACAGCAAGAGGGAAGCCAGAAGAGGAUGGGACCGGUCAGGAGAGAAAAAGGGAAUUAUGGGAGGUCCAUUCAGAUGGAUCUUGCACUAAAGAUGGUUCAGGAGGAGGAGCGGUCCUCACCUCCCCUGAAGGUUUCAAGGCUUAUCAUUCCUUUAAAUUCACAUUUCGGGCCACCAACAACGAAGCAGAAUAUGAGGCCCUCAUUGGAGGAAUCCAAAUUGCCCUAUUCAUGAAGAUAAAGCACAUUCGCCUUAAAUCCGAUUCAAAAUUGGCCAUCGGGCAGCUAAAAGGAGAAAUGGAGGCCAAGGAAGGAAGGUUGAAGAAGUACAGGGACUGCGCCAAGACUCUACUUGGACAAUUUGAGUCUUAUGAGCUCAUAUAUGUUCCAAGAGAAGAGAAUGAAGAGGCGGAUAUGCUUGCUAAAUUAUGUAGGACCAUUCCCAUCCACAUGGAGGGUAUGGGCCCCCGUCGCGGACUCUACUUCCUCGCCCUCGGUGUCCUCCUCCGGGGAAGGAUCCCUUCGAGAAGAUCGCCGACGGAGUCGAGUGCUCCUGAAAGGAGGAACCCAAGAGGAAGUUGUGUCUCCCGACGGCUCUUGAGGAGGAAUAUCGGGAGACACCCAGAAUCCGAGACCCCGAAAAUACGAGUCCUUGAGGAGGAGCGCGCGGGGGACCGGAUAGCCGUUCUUGCGAAGAAGACGGAAGACCCCCUCGAGCUCCGAGUCGCGAGGGGGAAAAGGGUGAGAAGGGAACUUAUCUUCCUUCUUCCGCCACACGUUGGGGAAGGGAAGAUCUUCGGGAACUACCACCACGAAGAAGCGGCGGAACCAAUCGUCAAGUUUGUCGAUCGGGCUAUCCAAAAACUGCAUAUCGGUCCGGGCCGUGAAGCUCACGAACCCCCGGCCCAACUCGCCAUCAUACUUGUGGGGACGGAAGAAAGAGAGGAAGAGCUUCAGAGUGGGAGGUAUGGCGUAGCGGUUGCAAAGUUCGACCAAAAGGGGAUGGAGAGGGAAGCGGCAUCCCAUCCUAACCGAGUCGUAGUGGACGACCAGUCGGCGGGAGAUGUCAGGAUUGCGCUCCAAAGUAGUACCCGUGGCUUCCUGGACGCCAUAAUCAGGAGGAAUGACUCCCCUCAUCUCCCCCAAUUGCGCAGGAGUAAUGGAGGAAACAUUCUCGUCCUCCUUGGAUUUCUUGCCGCCGUUGAAGAUCUUGGAAACCUUGGAGAUUGUCUUCUUCAUGCCAUUAUUAAGGUGACGUGGGCCAUUGGCACCCCAGGCAGUGAUUGGAGAGAUAUGCGGCACCACGAUCCAAGGAGUGUGUGACCAAAAGACAGUCCAGUCGGCCAAUUAUUCAUCCAAGGCCCGUGGUCCGCAAAGAUGCGCUACAGAAAACAUCCGCAGUAAAUACAAAGUGGAUGAUGGGGUUUUCCCCAAAAAGAGGAUCUUCGUCAAAAAAAAAAUUAGGGACAGAGGAGAAACUUUCUAAUAGAGCAUGCGAGAAAGACUACAGUCAAAAAAUCUUUUAUUUUUUGACUUAUAAAAAAAGGGGCAUGUGAUGGGAACCAAGCCCAUCGAGAGAAUACUAG
This is a messenger RNA of Cuscuta campestris, 3060 nucleotides long. Lineage: Eukaryota; Viridiplantae; Streptophyta; Magnoliopsida; Solanales; Convolvulaceae. The record is from the annotation of a GenBank genome assembly.